CACAAAACAAAGGCUCUGGAGGGCUGGGCAAUAUAGAUGAACAAUCAUGAUUGGAUCGACUUUGAUAUUGAGAGCCCGUCUUUUCGGUCUGCUGAUGGCUUCGGCCGCUGUAUUACGUAUCCGUCUGAGUUUCAUCGUGCGUAUGUGGUGAGAUUAGGCUUCGUCAUGUCUUCGGGAGUCGAGGGUCUUGGGAAUGCGCGGCCUAUCCCGACGCGCGUCGUGGUGAUCAGGAAGACCGACAUUUACACCCUCAACAACCCCUUGACUGAAAGGGGCUUACCGGAAGCAGACGAGUGCUUGGUGACGAAACACUCGGGGACGGACAAGAUCACAGAGAUGCUGAUUUCGAUGCAGGCAGAAAGAGAAAGGGAAGGAGAAGAACGAGGAAGACGCCAGCAGGAGGAAAGAGGGGGCGAGUCACAUGACACGGAGAGAAUGAGGAGUGGAAGGGGAAUCUGCACAGCUCGGAAAUAUCUGCUCAGGGUUCUGCAUGAUGCAGAAGGUGCCACGAUCUCGAAGACUGCAAGAUGA
Molecule: messenger RNA, 531 nt
Organism: Aspergillus heteromorphus CBS 117.55
Lineage: Eukaryota; Fungi; Ascomycota; Eurotiomycetes; Eurotiales; Aspergillaceae
Exons: 2
Coding region: 37-531 (164 amino acids)
Source: RefSeq, a predicted model, not a curated record